CAUUUAGAGAGAGAGAGAGAGAGAGACAGAUAGACAGACAGACAGAUAGACAAGACAGACAGACAGACACGUUGUGGAUACUCUGAUUGUUUACUAGAAUUAUUUUGGAAUAAACAACAGAAGCAGGAGGCGGUUGCUAGGAGACGGCUGAGUUCGGGCAGCGCUGCAUGAUGCCAGGAUGGCGCCUCUGCUGCCCCCUGUUGGUACGGAGGUCUUCAGACGCAUCACGCCAGCCUCGUUGGAGGAACUCCAACGAAGAUACGAAGUCGAGGAGAAGGAACGACAGAGGAGGAAGGAGAAGAAAAUAGAGGUGGCGGAGGAGAAUCUUCCUAAACCGGCCAGCGACCUCGAGGCCGGCAAGUCCCUCCCCUUUAUCUACGGAGACCCGCCCCCUCAGCUCCUCAACACCCCAUUGGAGGAGCUGGAUCCCUUCUACCAAUCACAGAAGACGUUCAUCGUGCUGGGUAAAGGAAACAUCAUCCAGAGGUUUAACUCCGACCCGGCGUGCUACCUGCUGGGUCCGUUGAACCCGCUGAGGAUCGUCGCCAUCCGGAUCCUCAUCCACUCGUUAUUCAGUUUGUUCAUCAUGGUCACCAUUCUGGCCAACUGUGCCUUCAUGACGCUGAGCGAUCCUCCGCCGUGGAGCAAGACGGUGGAGUACGUGUUUACGUUCAUCUACACGUUUGAAGCAACGACCAAAGUUCUGUCCAGAGGAUUCUGUGUCGGUGGUUUCACCUUCCUCAAAGACCCGUGGAACUGGCUGGACUUCAUGGUCAUCAGCAUGGCAUACCUGACAGAGUUCGUAGAUUUGGGGAACGUUUCAGUGUUGAGGACAUUCAGAGUCCUUCGAGCUCUGAAGACGAUCACAGUGAUCCCUGGUCUGAAGACGAUUGUCGGCGCUCUCAUCCAAUCGGUAAAGAAGCUGGCUGACGUGAUGAUCCUGACGGUGUUCUGUCUCAGUGUCUUCGCUCUGAUUGGUCUACAGCUCUUCAUGGGAAACCUGCGGCAAAAAUGUGUCCUGAUCCCGCCGCUGUUGCUUGGCAACGGCACGUCUGACAUCGACGCCGGUUACUACGGCAACGACACCCAUGGAAACAGUACAGGAAACAGUACAGGAAACGGUACCUUUGAUUACUACGAGUACAUCAACAACCCAGAGAACUACUACUACCAGUCUGGUCAACCUGAUGCUCUGCUGUGUGGAAACAGCUCUGAUGCCGGGGUCUGUCCGGAGGGGUACAUGUGUCUGAAGGCGGGGAGGAACCCAAACUACGGCUACACCAGCUACGACUCGUUUGGUUGGGCGUUCCUGUCUCUGUUCAGACUGAUGACCCAGGACUUCUGGGAGAACCUCUUCCAGCUGACACUGCGAGCGGCGGGAAAGACCUACAUGAUCUUCUUCGUGGUCGUCAUCUUCCUCGGCUCGUUCUACCUCAUCAACCUGAUCCUGGCCGUGGUCGCCAUGGCGUACGCCGAGCAGAAUGAGGCCACGCAGGCCGAGGCCAAACAGAAGGAGGAGGAGUACGCUCAGAUCCUGGAGAUGCUGAAGAAGAGAGAGGAGGAGCAGGCGGCCUGCAGGGCGGAGCUCUCCGCCAAACAGGAUCCAUCCACGAGCCACGAGCAAGAACACAACGCCAUGGAUGACUUUGCAGACGACCAGCGGCCGUGUCCUCCAUGUUGGUACGUCUUCUCCGACAUCUUCCUGAAGUGGAACUGCUGCGGCUGCUGGCGGCGGCUCAAGGGGUACCUUUACAUCUUCGUCAUGGACCCGUUCGUCGACCUCGGCAUCACCAUCUGCAUCGUCCUCAACACCGUCUUCAUGGCCAUGGAGCACUACCCGAUGACGGAGGAGUUCGAGGAGGUUCUGAGCAUCGGAAAUCUGGUCUUCACAGGGAUCUUCACGGCUGAGAUGGUCCUCAAACUUCUGGCCAUGGACCCGUAUUACUACUUCCAGGUGGGCUGGAACAUCUUCGACAGCAUCAUCGUCACCAUGAGUCUGGUGGAGCUGGGAUUGGCUGACGUUCAGGGCCUGUCGGUGCUGCGCUCCUUCCGAUUGAUGCGAGUGUUUAAGCUGGCCAAGUCGUGGCCGACCCUCAACAUGUUGAUAAAGAUCAUCGGGAACUCGGUGGGCGCUCUGGGGAACCUGACUCUGGUCCUCGCCAUCAUCGUCUUCAUCUUCGCCGUUGUCGGCAUGCAGCUGUUCGGAAAGAACUACAAAGACUGCGUCUGUCGCAUCGCGUCCGACUGCGAGCUUCCUCGCUGGCACAUGUACGACUUCUUCCACGCCUUCCUCAUCAUCUUCAGGGUCCUGUGUGGCGAGUGGAUCGAGACCAUGUGGGACUGCAUGGAGGUCUCGGGUCAGACCAUGUGCCUGAUUGUCUUCAUGAUGGUCCUCGUCAUCGGCAACCUGGUGGUCCUGAAUCUGUUCCUGGCCUUGUUGCUGAGCUCGUUCAGCGGUGAUAAUCUGGCGGCUCCAGAAGAAGAAGGAGAAAACAACUUGCAGAUCGCCCUUAACCGGAUCAACAGGGCUGUGGCCUGGACUAAGACCUGGAUCCUGGAACAUAUCUGGACUAUGAUGGGAAAGAAGAACCACGUCAGUCCAGACCACCCCGCUGUCGACGGUGAGGAAGACGAGAAGACGACGAAGGAGAUUUUGGCUUUGACCUUUGUGAACUUAGGCCAGCCGGGGUCAGAGGUCAAGUCCCUAGACUGUAACCAUGGCAACCUGACCAGCAACUACCACAACAUUCCUUGCCUGAAGGUCCCCAUCGCCGAGGCCGAGUCCGAUUUGGAGAUGCCUGACGAUGAUGACGAUGAUGAUGAAGAAGAAGAGGAUGAGGAGGAGGAAGAAAAGCACUCCCAAUGUGACGAGUCGUCGGUCUGCAGCACCGUACAGAAGCUUCCUGACGCUCAGGAGGACGAAGACGAAGACGAGCACGAUGCAAACACACCUGAGGACUGCUUCACUGACAAGUGUUACAGACGCUGUCCGUUCCUGGACAUAGACACGUCCGAGGGCAGAGGGAAGGUCUGGGCUAACGUCAGGAGAACCUGUUUCUCCAUCGUAGAACACAACUACUUUGAGACCUUCAUCAUCUUCAUGAUCCUGCUGAGCAGCGGAGCUCUGGCCUUUGAGGACAUCUACCUGGAGCAGCGGCAGGUCAUAAAGACGGUUCUGGAGUACGCUGACCAGGUGUUCACCUACGUGUUCGUGGUGGAGAUGCUUCUCAAGUGGGUCGCCUACGGAUUCAAGACCUACUUCACCAACGCCUGGUGCUGGCUCGACUUCCUCAUCGUAGACGUGUCUCUGGUGUCUCUGACGGCGAACAUCCUGGGAUACUCUGAGCUGGGAGCCAUCAAGUCUCUGAGGACUCUGAGAGCGCUGAGGCCCCUGAGGGCCCUGUCUCGCUUCGAGGGCAUGAGGGUGGUGGUGAACGCCCUGGUCGGAGCGAUCCCGUCCAUCUUCAACGUGCUGCUGGUGUGUCUGAUCUUCUGGCUGAUAUUCAGCAUCAUGGGAGUGAAUCUGUUUGCAGGGAAGUUUUAUUACUGUGUCAACCAGACGUCUGAGGAGAUGUUUCUACCUGAAGAGGUCGACAACCGGACCGAGUGUUUCUCCCUGAUGGAGGAAAACUCCACCGAGGUCCGCUGGAAGAACGUCAAGGUCAACUACGACAAUGUGGGGAUGGGCUACCUGUCACUGCUGCAGGUGGCCACAUUUAAAGGCUGGAUGGACAUCAUGUACGCAGCGGUGGACUCCAGAGACGUGGAGUCCCAGCCGAUGUACGAGGCCAACCUGUACAUGUACGUUUACUUCGUGAUCUUCAUCAUCUUCGGCUCCUUCUUCACUCUGAACCUCUUCAUCGGAGUCAUCAUCGACAACUUCAACCAGCAGAAGUCAAAGAUGGGAGGAACAGAUCUUUUCAUGACGGAGGAGCAGAAGAAAUAUUACAACGCCAUGAAGAAACUGGGCUCCAAGAAACCUCAGAAGCCGGUUCCUCGACCUGAGAACCGGUUCCAGGGUCUGGUCUUCGACCUGGUCACCACGCAGUUCUUCGACAUCUUCAUCAUGGUGUUGAUCUGUCUCAACAUGGUGACGAUGAUGGUGGAGACGGACGAGCAGAGCGAGGAGAAAGACUACAUCCUGUACUGGGUCAACCUCGUCUUCAUCGUUGUCUUCACCCACGAGUGCAUCCUGAAGAUGAUCGCGCUCCGGCAGCACUACUUCUCUGUCGGCUGGAACAUCUUCGACUUCGUGGUCGUCAUCCUGUCCAUCGUAGGUCUCCUCCUUGCUGACAUCAUAGAGAAGUAUUUUGUCUCGCCAACGCUCUUCCGUGUAAUCCGAUUGGCUCGGAUCGGCCGAGUCCUUCGUCUCAUUCGUGGAGCCAAGGGGAUCCGCACGCUGCUGUUCGCCCUGAUGAUGUCACUUCCUGCCCUCUUCAACAUCGGCCUCCUCCUCUUCCUCAUCAUGUUCAUCUUCUCCAUCUUCGGCAUGUCCAACUUCGCUUACGUGAGGAAGGAGGCCAUGAUCGACGACAUGUUUAACUUCGAGACGUUCGGGAACAGCAUGAUCUGCUUGUUUAUGAUCACCACGUCGGCGGGAUGGGAUGCGCUGCUGAACCCCAUCAUGAACACGCCGCCGGACUGCGACCCCGACGUGGAGAACCCCGGGUCGGCGGUCCGAGGGGACUGCGGCAGCCCGGCGUUGGGCAUCGUCUUCUUCACCACCUACAUCAUCAUGUCCUUCCUCGUGGUGGUCAACAUGUACAUCGCCAUCAUUCUGGAGAACUUUAACGUGGCGACGGAGGAGAGCGCCGACCCGCUGUGUGAGGACGACUUCGAGAUGUUUUAUGAGACCUGGGAGAAGUUCGACCCCGACGCGUCGCAGUUCAUCCAGUACAGUAAACUGUCGGAUUUCUGCGACACCCUGAAGGAUCCUCUGAGGAUCGCCAAACCAAACACCAUCAAACUGAUCCACAUGGAUCUGCCUCUGGUUCCUGGAGACAAGAUCCACUGUCUGGACAUCCUGCUGGCCCUCACUGCUCAGGUUCUGGGUGAUUCAGGAGGGAUGGACGCUCUCAAAGCUAGCAUGGAGGAGAAGUUCAUGGCCAACAACCCCUCCAAGGUGUCGUACGAACCAAUCAGCAGCACCCUGCGGAGGAAACAGGAAGAGGUGGCGGUGAUGGUGAUCCAGAGAGCGUACAGGAAACACCUCCUGCAGCGGACGGUCAAACUGGCGUCCUACAAAUACCGAGAGAAGACGGAGGGACGACAACUCGAGCCGCCGCCCGAGACGGAGGGACUUCUCAGUAAACGAAUCAGUCAGCUGUACGGAGACGGCGAGGAGACGGAGGACCCUCCUCCCACCCGGGUGGAGCUCCAGAGGGAGGUUCAGCUCCACGCCGCUCCGCCCCUCAACGCCGCCUCCAACUUCCUGCCAGAUGAGAACCUGAAGGAGUCUAUCGUCUGAGGUUUAACUUCCCGUUUCCCUGUGCAUUGUGGGAACUCACCUGUCGGAGGAGCAGAGUGUCUCCGUUAAAGAGUGACGGAUCAGCAGUAGAUGUGCUGACGUCCUCUAAUCAGAGAAAUUAAACUUUAUCAGUCUGUGAUGGUCCACAGCGUUCCUUAGAGUUUAACACCAGAAGAUGAACGUUUGAGACGACCAAUCACUAGAGGAGGGAAAUAAAAAAUAUGUAUCAAGAUUUUUUUUUUUUACUAUUUCUAAACAGAUGUUUUAACACCAGAAUGGAUAUAUCUGCUUCUUCUGAGUCUAU
Sebastes umbrosus (honeycomb rockfish) is the source of this 5771-nucleotide messenger RNA. RefSeq names its product sodium channel, voltage-gated, type IV, alpha, b (gene scn4ab). Gene Ontology annotation, molecular function: voltage-gated sodium channel activity. The transcript has 31 exons. Gene Ontology annotation, cellular component: axon; plasma membrane; voltage-gated sodium channel complex. The coding region runs from base 179 to 5467 and encodes 1762 amino acids. Gene Ontology annotation, biological process: neuronal action potential; sodium ion transmembrane transport; membrane depolarization during action potential. The record is from RefSeq and is a predicted model, not a curated record. Lineage: Eukaryota; Metazoa; Chordata; Actinopteri; Perciformes; Sebastidae.